Molecule: messenger RNA, 639 nt
Organism: Aspergillus pseudoviridinutans
Lineage: Eukaryota; Fungi; Ascomycota; Eurotiomycetes; Eurotiales; Aspergillaceae
Exons: 1
Coding region: 1-639 (212 amino acids)
Source: RefSeq, a predicted model, not a curated record
AUGCCUUCCGCAAAACCGAUUCUGCAUCCGUUAAAGACACCCAAAAUUACUACAAAGUUCCCUUCCGAGCUUCACAAUGAAUCCUCGUCGAGUCUAUCGGAUGGAGUGAAGCAAGAGGAUGGCAUUUCCACGCCCAUCACGCCUCCUGCGGCUUAUACAGAGUUCCUCAAAGCGUUCACCCCCGUAUUCUCCAGCCCUACCAGCGCUGGAGUGAGCUUCCCGAAGUUCCCUUUCGACAGACCUGCCCACUCUCCGACAUCACAGCCUACCAGUGCAGUCAGCGGCUCUUUCGUCUUCAAUGACCCCGUCCGAUCUGCUACCGCUUCACUUCCGCCGCCCACUCCGUUCACAGCACCGGCAUCUCAGCCGAGAAAAGACCCAACGUCCUUGCGGCGCUUGCGGAUACCGCAGACAUUGAGGUAUUCACCGACAACGGAGUCUCCUCAGAGUGCGACUACAAUUCGCUCGCCUUUUUCUCCGUCAGAUUGGAAGCUGCGCUAUUUUGAGGCGCCGCGGAGUGCAAGCGGCCGAGUUAGUGUGAGACACGUUGUGACUCGAACGGUGACCUACAAGAGGACGCAGCUCGAGGCUCCGCCUAAAGGCAAGCGAAGGAAGUGCCAAGAAGACAAGGAGACUUAG